Molecule: messenger RNA, 1086 nt
Organism: Aspergillus terreus NIH2624
Lineage: Eukaryota; Fungi; Ascomycota; Eurotiomycetes; Eurotiales; Aspergillaceae
Exons: 4
Coding region: 1-1086 (361 amino acids)
Molecular function (GO): oxidoreductase activity; FMN binding
Source: RefSeq, a predicted model, not a curated record
AUGAUGCUAAUCCACACGGCUGAUAAAGGAAUUGCCUUCAAUUUCCCAGUCUUCCAAUCCGGCGCCGAGGACGAAUUCACGGUGCGAUGGAAUAAAGAUAGCUGGCGAACCAUUCGGUUCCGUCCGCGAGUCCUACGGCCCAUCCGCAGCAUCGACCUGACAACCUCCAUCCUCGGAACAGAAUAUUCGGUGCCGUUCUUCAUCUGCCCCGCCGGGGGUGGCAAGCUAGCCCAUCCUACUGGAGAGGUACUUCUGACACAAGCGGCCGGAAAGCACGGCGUUCUACACUGGGUAUGCAAUAUGGCUGGGUGUAGUCAAAAGCAAAUUGCAGACGCGCGUGGGCCGGCACAAACGCUGUACUGGCAGAUAUAUGCCAUGAACGAUCUGUCUGUGACAGAGAAGGAAAUAAAGCAAGCGAUUGCGUUGGGGUAUAGAGGGUUCGCGUUGACUGUGGACGCGAUUUGGAGUGGCAAGCGCGAGCGCGAUUUGCGCCUAAGUGUUGACGGCGGUGACGAUUCGGAUGUAGAUCAAGAUGAAGAAGCGAACGAUGGAUUUGCCAGUGGUCCGACAGUGAAGCGGUCCCCAAUCUGGACCGAGUUCGACUGGCCCUCGUCAAUUGCAUGGCUCCGAAAAAUUACAAAUCUACCUAUUGCGAUUAAAGGUAUCCAGUCUUGGGAAGACGCGGUACUGUGCAUGGAGUACGGAGUGCACCCGUGGUUGUCUAAUCACGGAGGCCGACAGCUCGAAGGAGCUCCUUCUGCUGUCGACACUCUCUUAGCAAUCCGGAAACACUGCCCUCAGGUCUUCGAUCGCUGUGAAGUGAUUGUCGAUGGGGGCAUCACGCGAGGCGCGGAUAUCGUGAAAGCUCUUGCAUUGGGCGCCAGGGCCGUCGGACUCGGUCGUGGAUUUCUUUACGCAUUGGCCUUUGGAGAACGAGGUGUCAGUCGGGCGAUCCGGAUACUGAGGCACGAGGUUGAGACGACGAUGGCUCUUCUUGGGGUGACGAACCUUGGCCAGCUGAAUCCAUCCUAUGUGGAUGUCUCAAUGCUUCAAGAUGGCCUCCCAUUCCCUCGCUCCCAUCUCUAG